Messenger RNA from Annulohypoxylon truncatum, 1448 nucleotides. RefSeq names its product putative Sin3 binding protein-domain-containing protein. Gene Ontology annotation, molecular function: sequence-specific DNA binding. NCBI's taxonomy places the organism in Eukaryota, Fungi, Ascomycota, Sordariomycetes, Xylariales, Hypoxylaceae. Gene Ontology annotation, cellular component: nucleus. Gene Ontology annotation, biological process: positive regulation of transcription from RNA polymerase II promoter by glucose. The coding region runs from base 145 to 1254 and encodes 369 amino acids. The record is from RefSeq and is a predicted model, not a curated record. The transcript has a single exon.
CUUGUCAUCGUCACCAAAACAUCGUCACCUGUCAAAAGAACCGACUUCGCCUCAACACUCCACAUCUCAAUUUUCUAUCUAUAAAAUCUCAUAUUCCGUGUCGCUUACAUCCGCAGACACGACCCGAAGUACUCAAUACCAAAAAUGGCAACCAUGGCAUCGGCUACUGCUGUUCGCGAUAUCCCAAAGACCUCCCAUCCCAGCCGAGACAACUUAACUGCUGUAGCGGCUGCUCGGAGUGUUCCUGUGACACGACCUCAUUCCCUUCCGACUCCCCCCAAUUCCAUAUCACCUACGCUACCACCCCAUGGUCUCAAGGCCCAAUUGCAAAGGGCCAAGCUCGAUACCGUCGACUCCGACCUGGACCUUCACGAAGGUGCUGAUCAUAGUCCUAUCGGCUCACCGAGUUUCGAGUCAACAGGAGCCAUCACUCCAGCGAUGCUGGCCAAAUUCCAUCUUCCAGAUAUCCUGCUGAACCACGGACCCUUGGCCAUCCGCUAUAUCAUGGGUUACCUAACUACCUCGGUCCCCGGCUUCGCGGGCAUCUCUCCGCCAAAGGCGCGAAGGUUAGUCGUGGCAGCGUUGGAAGGACGUGGACAAGGGCACGGUGCAUCUGAAGGUGGAGGAGUGGGUGGAGUUGGCGGUGUCGUGGAAUUCCAGAAGGUCGGAUGGGGCCGGUGGGACGCUAGGCGACGCGGCCAGCCUUCGCGAGAUGCAUCUCGACAGUCCGGCGGUGAAGGCGAUGCCGGAUCCUAUCCGACUAGCAUACCAAUCUCGAAAGGUGCAGGGUGGAACGCUGACCGCUCCCGAUUGAACGCACGUGCCACUAGCCACGGCAAUUCUGCGGCCUUCUCUCACGACGAUAGGGACGUUAACAUGAUGGAGAACGAAGCCGAUAAGAUGUCUCUCGACUCUCUAGACGGCCCCGCGUCGGCUUCGUGCUCGUCGGCACCGGAUAAUGAAGACAUGGUCAUGAACGACGAUCCCGAAGACGCCACCGACGAUGAAGACUGGGCAGCUGUGGGAGCUGCAGCACUGCGGGCGGCCUCGUACUCUAAUCCUACCGAGGCUCGCCAAGGAUCGAACUUCCCCUCUCGUGUAUAUAACUCUUGCGGCUUUCGAUCGUACUCCGGAAAUACCGGGAUGCUUCGGGAGCCACGUCUCGACAAUAUCGACCUGGACGCGCUGGCUGCCUCGUCAGAUGCUCAAGAGCGCGAGGCUAUCCAGGCUCUUUUGCAACUCGGUUCUGUAUAAAUAUUUAAGCAUGGGCGGCGUUUUAUGAGGAUAGCCCGACUCGGACGGGCUUGGUUUGGUUGGCUGUUUUACUGGCUGGGCUGGUUAGUCAUCUUGUCAUUCCUUGAUCGAGAUGUGGCGUUCCUCUCGAUCAUCAUUGUUAUCAUCUGGCAUCUUCUGUUUUUUCCGACAUCCGGCGUCUCUGGCUUCUCGAC